This is a messenger RNA of Odocoileus virginianus texanus, 907 nucleotides long. The record is from RefSeq and is a predicted model, not a curated record. NCBI's taxonomy places the organism in Eukaryota, Metazoa, Chordata, Mammalia, Artiodactyla, Cervidae.
UUUCCUUCUCCACAGUGCUCAGUAAGUAUUUAAUAAAUGAAUUAUUUAGAAAAUCAGCCCAUAUAUAUGAGGAUUGAUUGAUUGAUGUUUCCAUCUUUAGAGUCACUUUUUAUUGAGUUUCUUUCUAAUAUGUAGAGCAAGUAGGUUUAAAACAAAACGACUGGACCUGUCUCUGACCUACGGUGUUCUGAUGUGGUGCUGGCUCUCUCCCUUCCGGCAGACGGUCUGUCACAGUUUCCUGGUCGUCCCCGUCCGAAGCCAGAGCUUUGACGUCCUGCAGAGUGCCAUCAGUAAGCAUUUGGUCGGGCUGACUGUGAUCCCCGACAGCACGGCCGGCUGUGUCUUGGGCGUCGUCUGUAAGCUCCUGGAUCACACGUGUGUCCUGAGUGAGGCCCUGCUGCCCUUCCUGGCUUCUUGUUGCUACAGUCUGCUCUAUUUUCUGCUUACUUUAGAGAAAGGAGAAGCAGAACACCUAAGAAAAAGGGACAGGCUCUGGGGGGUCUGCGUGUCCGUCCUGGCCCUCCUGCCCCGAGUCCUCAGGCUGAUGCUGCAGAGCCUGCGGGUGAGCAGGGCUGGGCCUGAGGAGCUGCCUGUUGUGGGCCAGCUGCUCCGCCUGCUGCUGCAGCACGCGCCCCUCAGGACGCACAUGCUGACCAACGCCAUCCUGGUGCAGCAGAUCAUCAAGAAUAUCACGACACUGAGGAGCGGCGGUGAGCAGGAGCAGUGGCUCACGGACUUGCACUACUGCUUCAACGUGUGCGUCGCGGGGCAUCCCCAGGGCCCCCGCGCCCUGAGCGCGGUGUACUGAGAGCCCCUGCAGCGCUCUGUCGGAGACUGUGCACUCACGUCUGAUUUUGAAGAGACUGGUGUAAUAGAUGUUUGUCAUUAAAGCUGAACUUUUAAAGAA